Trichoderma gamsii is the source of this 684-nucleotide messenger RNA. RefSeq lists its product as hypothetical. The transcript has 2 exons. NCBI's taxonomy places the organism in Eukaryota, Fungi, Ascomycota, Sordariomycetes, Hypocreales, Hypocreaceae. The coding region runs from base 1 to 684 and encodes 227 amino acids. The record is from RefSeq and is a predicted model, not a curated record.
AUGGAGUCUAUAGGUGGACAGCUGCUGAAGGCUGUUGAGGAGGCUGACUUGGAAGAGGUACUUGAUAAUCUUCGCGCAGCUCUUCCCACUCAGCCAGGCGGAACUGGCACCAGACGCAUCAAAACCACACACCUGAACGACCUCGACCAACUCACUGCUCAGCAGCUUCGAGCCACCCAGGCUCCCACAAUCUCCCUCUCUGGCCGAAGCCUCCCAUUAGUAUACAAGAUAAUAUCAACACUUGUCUCGCCGCCUCAUUCUCUCGCUCUCUUCGUCCUCGACUUCGAUGGCCGCUUCGACGCCACUCGCCUCACAUGCGCCGAGCAAGACCUGCAGCACGUCUACGUUCAACAGCCGCCAUACAGCGAAGGAUCCAACACCAACGCCGAGCACAUCCGAUCGCUCAUCGAAGAUGCCGAGCGCUUCAUGAUCUACGAAGACGACUCGGCGGCGUCUCGCACGCGUGAGUGGUGGGGAACCAUUCUUCUGGGCGGGCUGGGAGCGGGAGAUUUGGUUGCUGGGUGGAAAGGCUGGCUUCACGUUGAGCGUGAGAAUGUGGCAGAGUAUUCUAUGAGAGUGACUUUGGAGGAUGCUUUUGAGAGACGCUCUGAUAGACAGGAAGUGGUUGAUAGGACUGGGUGGGCAGCAACAUCACAGUGGGGAGGAUUUACAUUUGAGGAUUGA